This is a messenger RNA of Drosophila busckii, 2239 nucleotides long. RefSeq names its product cysteine-rich motor neuron 1 protein. Lineage: Eukaryota; Metazoa; Arthropoda; Insecta; Diptera; Drosophilidae. The record is from RefSeq and is a predicted model, not a curated record. Bases 509 to 1579 code for a protein of 356 amino acids. Gene Ontology annotation, molecular function: protein binding. The transcript has 3 exons.
GCAGCCGAAGAAAACGCAUGCAAUUAUUUAGUUAAACGUUUCGAUUAGCGCGUUGUUGUUUGUUGUGAUGUGAGCAGCGGCUAAGAUGCUUAACGAUUUCAAAUACAAAAAAGUAAACCAAGUGUGCGUGUAAUAUAACAAUUAGGCGCUAAGGCAAAAGAAAAGUGCGACAAACGAGCAGAGCCAAAGAGAAAAUAAUAAAUUCAAACAAGCUGCUGCUGCUACUGCUGCUACUGCUGCUGUGUGUGCUGUAAAGUGUGAAAAGUGCAAAGUGAAAGAAACUGCAAGCAGAGCUAGAGCAACGGCAACGGCAACGUUCAGCAUGUGAAGUCGUCGUACGUAACUGAACGUAACGUAACGUAACGAAAAGAUAUUUAUGCUCUGAAUGCUGCUUGGGAGAGCUUACAAAAUUUACGUGGCAGAUGACAACGAAAUUCAAUUGAUUUUGAUUUUGCCAUAAACGAGACACACACACACACAGACAGCCCCCAACGAUCAUAACUCGUAUAUGAUUUUAGCAAGCUUCAAGGUCAUAUCGAUUGUCUACUACUGCGCCCAUUCAUCCCACUUGUUUGCCAAAAUGUGUAAGCUGCACCUGCUGCUGCUCCAUGGACUGCUCAUCGUCUCAGCGGCUGCUGCUGCCACACUGGAGCCAGCGCUGCUGCCCAUACCGGAGCCUUGCGAUAAUGUUGUGUGCCCAGCCGAUGCGGAGCUGCAAUGUCCGCCGGAUAGCGCCAUACGUGAAAUGCUUGAGAUCAACAGCGUGGCGGAGACUACUCCAAGCUUCAGCAACAGCAACAGCAGCAGCAGCAGCAUCAUGGGCAUGCCCAUGCCCUUGCCCAGCGAUGAGCUCUUUGCGCGCUGCUGUCUGAACAAGAAAUGCAUAUGCAACACUUGUUAUAUUCCGGACUGCAGCGGCGAGGCGGAGGUGGUCAUCGAACUGCUGCCCGAGAGCAUGAGCACGCCGGGUCAUUGCUGUGGCACGUACGAGUGCCGGCUGGAGCCGAAUUGCACUGCCGCCAGGGAUACGGACUACUUUUGGCUGCAGAACUGCAAGCGCUGCCAGUGCCGCUGGGGCGCGCGCAUUUGCCAGCAGACCUGCGAGGAGGGCAACAACAAUGCCUUCUGCCAUGACAAGGAUCUGAACCUUGACUUCAGCGACGGCGAGAGCUGGAAGGAUGGCUGCGAGGAGUGCGAGUGUGUGGGGGGUGAGCAAAAGUGCGUGCUACCCAUGUGCGGGCAUGUCGAUUGUCCCGUCGAGCGGCAGGUGAAUCUCAAGGGCAGCUGCUGUCCCAUCUGCUGGCCCGAAUGCGCGCCCAUGCCCAACGAGGGCUACAACGUUGGCUACGCGGAUCAGCAGCCAGCAGGCGACGCCACUACUCCCUGCCAGCAUCAUGACUUUCCCAAUGUGGUCGAGGUAGUGCAUCGCUCCAACUAUGUGCAGCAGCUAUAUCCAUAUAUAGUGCUAUGUCUGCUUAUCGUAAUACUGGCGCUCAGCUUCUAUAUACGCCACCUAAAAGCCAAGCAACGUUCCUACCGGCCCGUCUCCAAUUUCGAUGAGAAGAUCGAUCGUGUCUAAGCUGCAAAACGCAAAAACUUUCAACUAGUAACUUGUUUUAUUUUUUUUUUUGUUUUUUUGGUAUCUAAAGGAUCUCAUUUAUAAUUUCGCUUUCACUUCCAAAACACACACAGACAUCCGCAGCAAAAAUGAAAAUAUAUAUAAAAAGUAUUCUUAUGAAAUUACGCGCAAACAAAAGUUACUACACUUUAUACUUUUUUUAUUUUGUUUAAACAGCCAGCAAACUUUAUUGUACAUAGAAUUACACGCACAUUAAAGUUGCAUGCCACAUGCCACACAAACUGCGUUUAGUAUUAAGCACACCAAUGUUUUAUUAUAAAUAUAUAUUUACUAUAUGCACAAAAACUAAAAUGCCAAAACAUAUACGAACUACACCCUGCCCCCAACUACUGACGAACGACCACAUAUAUAUAUAUAUAUAUAACUAUUCGAUACGAUUCGAUUUGUUCGCCAUAGCUUGUAGUUGCUUUAGUCUAUAGAUUUUUUAAUUCUAAGCUAGAAUAUCUAUGUGAUAUUUGUUAAUAAGAACUUCGACAACAACAAUAACAAUAAAGUAAAAAGUAUUGCAAUUGGAUCAAUUUUUAUUAAACAGCUGCUGAUCGUUGCCAUUAAUGUAUAUCCACUAUAAUUAUUAUUAUUACUAUUACGAUUAUGAUUGCC